GAGGAUGGGGUAGGCUUCGCGCGCGAGGCUUUCUGGUCCCUGCUGCGGCCCGUAGGCGACCUCUGCCCCGGAAGGAGAGAGGGAGGCGCUCAGCUCAGCUGGGACAUUUAAACGGCACGGAGCGGCGCGGCGCGGCGGGGGAGCGGCCCGGCCGGAAACAAAGUGACAAGAGAUAUGUCCUUGUUGUUGAAACAUCUAAACAAUUCAGUAAGGAUGCAGUUAUUUUUGGAGAGACUGACUUGGACAUGAUCAAAUUUUACUUCUGAUACAUCUAAUUUGAUACAUCUAAUACGUCCAUCGGUUGCUCCCCAAUUUGCCAAGAUUUGUCCAAGGCAAGGAAGAGAGGAUUAAAGGAAUCAUUCAGAAUUGGAAUGUAAUCAUUUGGCCCAAGCCUCUAUUUUGGAUGGAUUAUAGCCAGAUAUGGUCUGCAGACCAUAGUUUGAGCACUCCUGGAUUACUGAUAGUAAUUUUAAUAUAGUGUAGCUUCUGAUAUGGUAAUACUACAGUAAAAUCUGAACUAUUCAACACCUUGGAAUUUUUUAAAGAUCAAGAAAUCCUCGUUCAAUAAACUUUUUCACAUCUUUGCUAAUGUAAUCAAUUCUUUGAUCCUUUGUUUUGAGACAAUAACCCUUUCCCCCCCCUCCCCCCCGUGUUUAUUUACAACACGUUAAAGUCUGGGCAUAUUACUGGAACAUGGAUCAGCUGGGAUAUGUGAAAGGUGCUUCUAUCCAACUUACCAAAGAUGGAUUAAGCAAGCCUGCUCUGCCCCAGAAGAAUGCUUAUGCCAGGCUUGUGCAAAAGCACCACAGCGGUCGAUUCCGAUCUUAUUUAAAUCAUAUUGCACAGAAGAUACAGCUAGAAGAGAGCAGCCUCAACGACUCCAAUUCGGAUGUAGAACCCUCUCUGAAGAGAGGCAUGAUGAGAGAUGCUCUGGCAAGAAAUGGCUUGACUGCACUUAGCUAUUCACCAAUCAAAACAUCUCAGUUGGAACAGCCUGCGCUUGUAGGAUUUGAGAAACUGAAUGAAGAGAAAAGCCAAGUCUUUGCUAACAGACGGCCUCAUGAAAGAGAUCCCAGCAUUGGUCGAGAAGGAAACCUUCAAGUAGAGGAAGAUUAUUCUGUAAAACAGCAUGGACCUGCAACUGACUUGUUAAAAGUGAGUGAUGCCUUGGGUGGGAGGGUAACACAAGGCACUUCUCUGCAGAAAUCUUCUGGGUCUGAAGAAAAGGACGAAGAGGAAGUGUGGAAGAACAAACAUAAGAAAAGGAACAAGUGUCCUGCCAACCUGGACAGAGCAGAUGAAUACUUGACUGAUGAGCAGUUUAGUAUGGAUUUGCCUGCAGCAAAUGCCAGGAAAACCAGUCACUUGUCUUCUGGUCAAAUUCAAGGUGGAGACAAGAGAAGCUUUGGAAGAACCAGAAACAACUCAGAAUCAACCAGAGCUCCCCAGAAUUUUGAUAGGAAGAGGCAGCUCUCCGAAGCACAGGCAGAAACAAUGAACAAUUCAGACUGCAGAAUAAACUCUAGAAAACUGGGAACUCCCAGAGGAGAGUCCCAUGCUGCUGUCUCCACAUCAGGCGAUAGAAAGAAUCGGAAUAAACCCACAAGAGGGAGGAAGAAGAACGUAUUUGAAGCCUACAUGUCAAUGGAAGAUGUUGCAGCAGGAUUGAAAAGGGGAGAGCUUAUCCAGGGACCUUUGAGAAUAAAUCCUAAGAAAUACCAUGAAGCCUUCAUUCCAUCUCCAGAUGGGAUUCGUGAUAUCUUUAUUGAUGGGGUGGUUGCUCGCAACAGAGCCCUAAAUGGUGACAUUGUGGUGGUGAAACUGCUUCCCAAGGAGCAAUGGAAGGUAAUAAAGCCAGAUGGCAGUGACAAAGAAACAGAAGCGACACAUGAAUCAGAUGUCCCUGAGGAGCUGUCAGGGACUUGCCUUCCUCGAGAGCCAGAGAAAGGAGAUGCUGAUAGUCCGGAUGUCAUUAUAGAGGCUCAGUUUGAUGAUAAUGAUGCAGAGAAUGGACAAGAGAACUCACAGACUGUGCUGGCUGAUGACAUUAAGAAACUUUCUAUGGAUACCAAUGAAAAGGUGAAGGACGCUGAGAGUGGUUGUGCACAAGGUGCUAAGCAAGAAGAUGUCUCCAAGGUGAACAAUCCAAGGCUUCUUCAGGAGAAGUUUCUUCAAAGGACAGCAAAGGUGGUCUGUAUCUUGGAGAGGAAGCAUUCCAGAGCAGCUACAGGCUUCAUCAAACUGCUGGCAGACAAAAGCAGUGAACUCUUCAAGAAGUGCGCCAUGUUCUCACCUGUGGACCACCGAGUGCCUAGAGCCUAUGUGUCUUUGGCAGACUGUCCUCCGGACUUCAUGAGCCGGCCUGAGGACUACUCCAGUACGCUCUUCAUCUGUCGGAUUGUGGAUUGGAGGGAAGACAGCAACUUUGCAAUAGGGCAAAUGGCCAAAAGUCUUGGGCAGGCUGGUGAAAUUGAGCCUGAAACAGAAGGGAUCCUGACGGAGUACGGUGUGGAUUUCUCUGACUUCUCCCGAGACGUUCUGGAAUGCCUUCCCCAGAGCCUGCCCUGGGUCAUCCCACCCGCAGAGUUGGCCAACAGGAGAGAUUUAAGGAAAGAAUGCAUCUUCACCAUUGAUCCGUCAACUGCCAGGGACCUUGAUGAUGCCUUGUCCUGCAAACAACUUCCUGAUGGAAACGUUGAAGUGGGUGUUCAUAUCGCAGAUGUGAGUUACUUUGUUCUGGAAGGAACAGCGCUGGAUCAAGUGGCCAGUGGAAGGGCAACUAGUGUGUAUCUAGUGCAGAAGGUGAUCCCUAUGCUUCCCAGGCUGCUUUGCGAGGAGUUGUGCAGUCUCAAUCCUAUGAAAGACAGACUGACGUUUUCUGUAAUGUGGAAAAUGACUCCAGAAGGCAAGAUCCUCGAUGAAUGGUUCGGGCGAACCGUUAUCUGUUCCUGCGUGAAGCUGAGCUAUGAUCAUGCACAAAGUAUGAUUGAAAACCCCAGCAAGGUUUUUGAGCCAGAAGAACUGCCUCCAGUCUCUCCCCAGCACACAGUCGACGAAAUUCACCAAGCUGUCCUGAACCUCCACCAAAUCGCCAAGCAUCUGCGCAAACAGCGCUUCAUUGAUGGUGCUCUUCGUUUAGACCAGCUGAAGCUCUCGUUUACAUUGGACAAGGAAAGCGGGAUGCCUCAAGGCUGUUAUAUCUAUCAGUAUCGGGACAGCAACAAGCUGGUGGAAGAAUUUAUGCUGCUGGCGAACAUGGCCGUCGCCCAUCAGAUCUACCGCUCCUUCCCCCAACAGGCCUUGCUGCGCCGUCACCCCCCACCCCAGACCAAGAUGCUGAACGACCUCAUGGAGUUCUGCGACCAGAUGGGACUGGAGAUAGAUUUCAGCAGCGCAGGAGCCCUGCACAAAAGUCUGAAUGAAACGUUUGGUGCAGACAGCUAUGCAGAGGCCAGGAAAGAAGUGCUGACCAACAUGUUCUCCAGGCCAAUGCAGAUGGCUCUUUACUUCUGCGCUGGCGUCCUGGAAGACGAGACCCUCUUCCGCCACUACGCCCUGAAUGUGCCGCUCUACACCCACUUCACCUCGCCCAUCCGCCGCUUUGCUGACAUCCUCGUGCACCGGCUCCUCUCCGCCUCCCUGGGCUCGGGGCGCCCGGUCCAGAUGAGAAAGGAGGCCAUCCAGAAGCAAGCGGACCACUGCAAUGACCGGAAAAUGGCUUCCAAGAGGGUGCAGGAGCUCAGCGCUGACCUGUUCUUCGCCAUCUUCGUCAGGGAGUGCGGCCCGCUGGAGUCAGAGGCAAUGGUGAUGGGCGUCCUGAACAAGGCCUUCGACGUCCUGGUGCUGAGAUUCGGAGUUCAGAAACGCAUCUACUGUAACGCUCUGCCGCUGACCGGAGUCCGCUUUGAGAAGGUGGGGAAGAAGCCUGAACUAACUCUCCUGUGGGAGCCGGAGACCCCAGAGCAGGAAGCUGCCCCUCAGGUGAUCACCAUCUUCACCUUGGUGGAGGUCGUCCUGACGUCCGACAGCGGCCCCCUGAAGUACAGCGCGGUGCUCAAGAGACCGGGCCGGGAGAAGUGAGCGCCGCGGGCUCCGUCGCCUGCCACCCCGCCAUGCCGCCAGACUCCUCUGGUCCCGCCAGGCCUUACACUGCCCUCCCCUAGCUCCGCGGGGGUGGGGGAGGGAACUUUUUAAAUUAAUUCAGUUUUACUUCCGGUUUGGAUUUUAACCUGGGUGGCGGGGGGAGCUCGGGUCUUUCCUGGCUGAGAUCGUUGAAGCUGCAGGAACAUUAACGCUGUUUCUAAAAUAGUUUUUAGUCCUUUUUUUUUUUUUUUAAUUGCUGCUGACUGCCCCUCCCCCGCCGCCCGAGCCAGCCUCUUGGAGGGGUUGCUGCUGUCCCUGGUGCUUUGGGCCGUUCUGGACGUGGGAGAACCAGGGGGCCACCGACCGGUUUCUUGCUGAAUUCUGCAUCCCGUAAUAAAGCUCUGGCCAGCGA
Messenger RNA from Chrysemys picta bellii (western painted turtle), 4495 nucleotides. It is a transcript of the gene DIS3L2, whose product is annotated as DIS3 like 3'-5' exoribonuclease 2. Gene Ontology annotation, biological process: miRNA catabolic process. NCBI's taxonomy places the organism in Eukaryota, Metazoa, Chordata, Testudines, Emydidae. The record is from RefSeq and is a predicted model, not a curated record. Gene Ontology annotation, molecular function: 3'-5'-RNA exonuclease activity; RNA binding. Gene Ontology annotation, cellular component: P-body.